UCAGAGGCGAGGGCCAGACUGCAACCAAUGAGAGAUGAAAGGUGGUUACAAGGAGUGGAGUAGGAGACAGGAACCCUGACAAGAAAGGCCUACCACAUCUCCAUCUCCCUCUCCCUCACACAUCUCUCUCUCUCUCUUCAUCGAGCCUGUGAAGAAAGGAGGACAGGCUCGUAGGACGUGUUCAAAAGGACAAGAUCUUCUUUGCAGUACACAGUGGAUGAAACUCCAAGGCGGAUUCAAUCUGCCAGUGUGUGAGAACCGAGAAACAAGAGGCUCACGAUCGAGUGUGGCUGAUCCUCCAGCUCUGCCUCCAUCUCCUUGCAUGCUCGCCCUCUACUAGGAUGUAGAGCUGGUGGUGAUCAUGGUGCAAGGUGAGGAGAGUUCUUGGAGGAUGGCAGCAAGCGCCCAUGAGAGAGCAAUACCUCUCAACCAAGCAUUUGCUUAUGGAGUCCAAGCCCAUGCUUCUGCUUCUGUUGCUGCUACACCACCUGCCAGCUUCUUGGACUUCCAGCCUGCAGCCACGGCGGCUACCUACUUCGGCGAGCUGGAGGAGGCCCUCAUCCAUGGCGCCAACGCCGGUGUCGUCGAUCCCGGCAUGAUCAGAGCUGACGUGCACACCAAGUCGGCAGCGACGGCAGGAUAUCUCGCGGCCAGGCCUCCCACGCUGGAGAUCUUCCCUUCAUGGCCAAUGAGGCAACCACAGCAGCUACACAGUGGGAAUUCGCAGUCAGUUGGGAGCACCACUGACUCGAGCUCAGCGCAGAACACAAUGCCGCAGAUGGAGUUGGUGUCCCCAGCGAGCAUCAGGGCCACCUCCGAGCAGACGCAGCCGGGGCAGGAGGUCAUGAUGGUGACCACUGAUGAUUACAGCUACAAGCCAGGCCUCGCUGCUGCCUCCCCAAGCUUUCAGCAGCACCAGCAUCAGCUGCAGCAGCAGCAGCUGCACGGAGGAGGAGACCAUGACAAGAGGAAGCAUGGAUCCACAAGAAAAGAUGGCAAGUUGGUGGAUGCCAAGACAGAACGGCGAUUAGCGCAGAAUAGAGAGGCUGCGAGGAAGAGCAGGCUGAGGAAAAAGGCUUAUGUGCAAAACCUAGAGACUAGCAGGGUCAGGCUUCAGCAGAUCGAGCAAGAGCUCCAGAGAGCACGUUCACAGGGUGUGUUUCUUGGGGGGUGCAGCGCAGCAGGCGACAUGAGUUCUGUAAAAUCGUUUGCAGGGGCGGCCAUGUUCGACAUGGAGUACGCGCGGUGGCUGGACGACGACAGCAAGCGGCUGACCGACCUCCGUGGCGGGCUGCAGGCACACCUGCUGGACAGCAACCUCGGCCUCGUCGUGGAGGAAUGCAUGCAGCACUACGACGAGCUGUUCCAGCUCAAGGCGGCGCUCGCCCGCUCCGACGUCUUCCACCUCCUCACCGGCACGUGGGCGACCCCCGCCGAGCGCUGCUUCCUCUGGAUGGGCGGCUUCCGCCCCUCCGAGCUGCUCAAGAUACUGAUACAUCAGCUGGACCCGCUGACGGAGCAGCAGAUGCUGGGGAUCUACAACCUGCAGCAGUCGUCGGAGCAGGCGGAGGAGGCGCUCGCGCAGGGCCUGCAGCAGCUGCACCAGUCGCUCGCCGACACGGUCGCCGCCGGCACGCUCAACGACGGCCCCGGCGUCCCAAACUACAUGAGCCUCAUGGCCAUCGCCCUGGACAAGCUCGCCAGCCUCGAAAGCUUCUACCAGCAGGCUGAUAAUCUGAGGCAACAAACAUUGCAUCAGCUGCGCCGGAUUCUAACAACUCGUCAGGCUGCUCGGUGUUUUCUUUCCAUCGGGGAGUACUACCGCCGCCUCCGUGCUCUCAGCAACCUCUGGUCUUCACGUCCUCGCGAGAACUUCAUUGGCGCCGAGAGCGUCAGUCCCACAGGAACCGAGCUGCAACCGAUGCAUCAUCAGCCUCAGCAGAAUCAGUACUCCGGAUUUUGAGAGCUUCUCCUGGAGGAUGUAAACUCCGGCAAAAGUGAUGUUAGAAAGAGAGGAUGAGAGGGAGAGGGAUUGUAAUGUUCUAUUAUUAAAGAUUGAGAAAGCAACAUCACUAGGAAAAGCAAGAGGCAAAAAUUUGUUGAGGUGCAACGCAAUGCUGGUCAGUAGCUCACUUGUUGCAAUGGCUCUUGAACAGGCUGAAGAGUUAGCACAGAAAAAAAAAACUGCGGACCAGAGCAAAGCAGAGGCAGGAGAUGCGUGGCUGCUCAAGACCUGAGCAGACAAAAUUCACUCAAAGAAAUACGAUGCAUAAAGCAACCACAAAUAAAAAAAUUUAGACCUACAGAUAACAACAGAACACGGCGCAGGUAAGACUGCAAAAAAAAAAAAAAAACGUGCAACAAAAAAUCAGGCUUCCCAACCUGGCAUUGAUGGAAGAGAGAUGAGAACUGUCUGAAACCACGGGUGGCAAUCUAAUACACCCAUUGACAUUUUUUUUACUAAGGGGUACAUCAUGAAUACAUGUGAAAACAGAACACAGAAAAAACAAUGGAAGGAAUGCCAUGUUACCUAUUAGUGAACACAAGAAACAAUUAGAUGCAAGAACAAGAACAAAUAAAUGGAAGGAAACCGUAUCAGUAAAUUCUCAGCUGACAAGAUCAAAGAACUCGGGAGCUGAAAAGCAGCCCUUUUUCAUGUGACAUCUACCAAGACCUUUUGAGUUAUUUUCCUGCCAGGUAUGCAACUUUCCAUCGGAUGUAGACCGCUCCAAUAGUGCAGCUCUUGAUUUUGAUACUUCAACUGGCAAACUGCUGAUUGACACAAGUGCAGAAAAAUGACAAAAAUUAUGAAAGUCAAAGGACCAUACUGCACACAUAAGAGAGCAUGGAAUGAGUACACUUCAGCUUAGCCACAAUCAAUAUAUGCAAAACAUGAUAUGCAAACACGAUACAGUGGUGCAGCAAAGUGAUGAAUAGUUGUGCAUUUAAAGUUUCAGACCAAAGGAAAAGAACCUAGCAGAGAGAUGGGAGUAGAUGCAAGCUACUGACUACUGAGAAUGAGAAACAUAUCACACUUCGCUAUAAAUGAGAAUCCAGCAGGCUAGCAGCGACCCCUUUUUUUCACAAAGUGAGAUCCGACAAUACCACGUCUCUGGCAAGCAUUCAUGUCAGGGAAGAUCAUUAAACAGAGUGCCUAAAAGAGCUGGCGUUGUAAGCCACAGUAGUAGAAUUUUCA
Molecule: messenger RNA, 3196 nt
Organism: Oryza brachyantha (malo sina)
Lineage: Eukaryota; Viridiplantae; Streptophyta; Magnoliopsida; Poales; Poaceae
Product: transcription factor LG2
Exons: 13
Coding region: 362-1963 (533 amino acids)
Biological process (GO): regulation of DNA-templated transcription; DNA-templated transcription
Molecular function (GO): DNA-binding transcription factor activity; sequence-specific DNA binding
Source: RefSeq, a predicted model, not a curated record